AGUUAAUUCUGGGCUCUCGCAUGGAGUAGAAGUGUAAAUUUUUCUUCGUAAGCAAGUGGUAAAGUGUUAAGAAAAAAAUCUUUAGUUUUUUUUAUGUGUUGAGUGUGUAAAACAAGUAAAAAAUGUAAUUGUAAAGAAAAAUAAGAAAACAACAAAAACCAGAGCAUAGUGAUCUUUUAAUAAUGAGCAAAAAAAUAAGCAGAAAAGUGUGAAAUUUACUUAAUUACUUAGAUAAAAACAUUUUUUCUAAUAAACAUGUGAAUUAAAAAAAAAAGUUAAAAAAACUUUAAAAAUUGAACUUUAAUCUUAGAAAAAUAAAAUACAAACUCUACUUAAUAAAAAAAAUCCCACACAAAAACUGUGAUACCACGACAACAAAAUAAGAGCAAAAUACUUAAAAAGAACUCUUAAACAAAAAGAGAAAAAUAAACACAUAAAAAUGCCACCCAAACGAGAUCCCUCCAACAAUAACAACAACAACGAAACCCCAACAACUUCCACCUCAAACAAUUCCACCACAACAGCAGCAGUAUUACAAAAUAACAAAAACACAGCCGCACCAGCAACUGGCAGCAAUAGUAAUACUACAACAACAACAGCAGCAGCUGGUACUGCUGCUGCCACCGCCAAUGCUUUGCCACUUUUAAUAGCCGAUGCUGCUGCGGAACAGCGCACCAUUGCUUACCAGGCCAAUGCAAAAUUAUGUCGUCUGGUACGCAAAUGUCCCUGGAUGUAUGAUCGUAAUCAUCAUAAUUAUGCCAAAAAGCAUAUAUUAGAUAAAUCAUGGUGUAAAAUUGCUAGAGAAUGUAAUGAUUCAGUGGCCUCUUGCAAGGAACGUUGGCGCAACAUAAGGGCGGCCUUUGCCCGUUCCAUUAAUAUCUAUAAAACUCACAGUGGACCGAAUCGUGUUAAACCCUAUUAUUUGCACAAAGAACUCUCGUUUCUGGUUAAACCCAUGAUGGAAGGACGUGAUAGAAAAGAUGAAUAUGAGGACACACAAGAUGGUGCUGGUUUAGCAGGUGGUGGAGCAGGUUCCGCAGGUGGCAAUGGUGUUAAAGAUGAAGAAACUGGCGAUGAAGAGGGUGCGGCCGGGGAAGAAGAUGAUGAGGAUGAGGCGGAUGCCGAAGAAGAGGAAGAUGAUUUUCCCGAUGAAACGGCAGAAAUUAAAUCUGCCUUUGAGGCCUUAAAUCCGGAUAUACACAUACAGGCAGAGACUAGAUAUCAAAAGUUAUUGAGACAAAAUAAUAUGAACAAUGGUAAUAAUCAAGAUUUUGAGGCGAGCAGUAUUUUUGAGCCACAUACGGAGUUUACCACCAAUAGUGAUGCCGAAAAUGAGUUUAAUUUUCCCGAUGAUACUUUGUCACAAAGCGAAACGGAACGUAGAGUAGCGACACACCUUUUACAACAGCAGCAGCAGAAUGGUGUAAAAAGACCUAUGCAUUUGGAAACGGAAACUUUUGAAACUAAACGGGUUAAACUUUCUCAAGCAUCUCAGGCACACAAUGAAAAUGAUAUACGUUUUCUGGAGGCCUUACUGCCCGAUAUGGCUAUCAUGAAUACUAGACAAAAGAUAGUAUUCAAACGAAAAAUCUAUCAAACUUUGGAAGAGGUAUUCGAAAAUUCUAAUGAUUUUCCCAAUAUAGAAAAAAUUGAUAAUAAAAUAGAGCAAUUAAACCACAAUAAUAGUGCCGGUCAUAAUCAGACUCAUUUUAAUUAUCACUCUAGCCCUAUAUCGCCUCAAACUCAGAUAAGACAAACUGUUUUAACUGUCAACUCCUCUACCGCACGCAGUUUAAUUAACAAUAUUGCCAAUUUAAAUGAAACAGAAUUGCAAAAAGUUAAUGGUUUCUUGCAGAACUCUUUGAGGAAUCAACACAAUGCAAGUCGUCUAGCUAAUGUUAGUAAUGGACCCAGCAGUGCUGCCGCCAAAUUAAUGUCUUCUACUCCCAAAAUAACCAUAACGAAGGUGACCUGUCCACCACCUGCCUCCUUAAGAAAUCUACCCUUAACAAAACCUCCUUCUCCCAGUCCUGCCACCGUUUCCACCACUAUACACAAUCCUGCCGCCGCGGUAAUCACUUCCAAUGUACAUUCUACCACUUCCUCGUUGCCGGCUAAAGCUUCCAAUACACAAAAUGCUUCUACAGCAAAUCAAAACAAUAACUCCCCUUGGACUCAAUUGUUGCCUAUAACUAUUAAAGAUGAAAUCGAAGAUGUAGAUAUAGUUUAAGAAGUUUUUCGCAAAAAAAAAAUGAAAGCUUUUUAAAAGCUUUUAAUUUUCUUCGUUUUUAAGGUUCUUUUCAAGCAUUUUAUUAUUAAAAACAUAUUCCUUUUUAAAUCCUUUU
Molecule: messenger RNA, 2345 nt
Organism: Lucilia cuprina (Australian sheep blowfly)
Lineage: Eukaryota; Metazoa; Arthropoda; Insecta; Diptera; Calliphoridae
Exons: 3
Coding region: 440-2230 (596 amino acids)
Biological process (GO): regulation of transcription by RNA polymerase II
Cellular component (GO): transcription regulator complex; nucleus
Molecular function (GO): DNA binding
Source: RefSeq, a predicted model, not a curated record